AUGCAUCUCCAAGGCACAAAUACCUAUCUCGUUGGAACUGGCAAGUCGCGUAUCCUGAUCGAUACAGCUCAGAAAAAUUGCAAAUUGGCUAAUCAAUACCAAAAGGGCCUCCCUGUCUGGAUAAACCGCAUAUCAUCGUUUCUAUAUACACACAAGAUUGAGCUUUCCUACGUUCUCCUUACCCAUUGGCACGGGGACCACACCGGCGGUGUCCCAGACUUGAUUUCAAGAAACUCUUCCCUAGCAGACAAAAUAUACAAAAAUCGCCCUGACUCAGGCCAAAAUCCAAUCACACAUGGGCAAAUUUUUUCCGUGGACGGCGCAACCGUGCGUGCAAUCUUUACACCCGGUCACUCAGUAGAUCAUAUGUGCUUUCUGUUGGAGGAAGAAAACGCCCUUUUCACGGGGGAUAAUGUUCUAGGUCAUGGCUUCAGCGUUGCUCAGGAUUUAGGACGUUAUAUGGAUAGCCUAAGGGAUAUGGCUUCACUGGGCUGCAGAAUUGGAUAUCCGGCACAUGGGGCUGUGAUAGAAUACCUACCAGGGAAGCUAGAGGAAUACAUACAGCAUAGAGAGGGGCGGGAGCGGAUGAUGUUAUCCGCACUGACAAGGCAACGGGUCCGAGGUGAAGGAGUGCGGGAAGAAGGGGUCAAAUGUGGGCUAACGCUGAAUGAAAUUGUGAUGGCAAUAUAUGGGAAACUACCACCGGAGGUAAUUGAGAAGGCUUUGGCGCCUUCAUUACUUCAGGUGUUAUGGAAAUUAACGGAAGAUCGGAUGGUGGGGUUUAAGCCGGGGGAUCCUCUCAAGCGACAAUGGUUUGCAUUAGAACAGAGAAAACGAAAUAAGGUACGUGGAUGUCCUAGUUAA
Molecule: messenger RNA, 864 nt
Organism: Trichophyton verrucosum HKI 0517
Lineage: Eukaryota; Fungi; Ascomycota; Eurotiomycetes; Onygenales; Arthrodermataceae
Product: metallo-beta-lactamase domain protein, putative
Exons: 2
Coding region: 1-864 (287 amino acids)
Biological process (GO): antibiotic catabolic process; secondary metabolite biosynthetic process
Molecular function (GO): beta-lactamase activity; zinc ion binding
Source: RefSeq, a predicted model, not a curated record